AUGAAUUACUUGGCAAUCGGUCAAUCCGUCUUUUUUGUGAUGCUUAUCGUGGUUUUGGUAUCGUUUAUAGAUGACAAGAGGAGGAAAAUUAUAUAUUCUGUACGAUUAAACCGAAUAUCAAACUUAUCCUUACACAUAAAACGACAAAUUAAAAUGUUUAUGAACCAAAUAUCAUUUUACGAAGCUGAUGAAAUCACCGCUUUCGGGUUGUUCAAAAUUAAUUUAUAUCUCGUUAUGUCGAUAUUAGAAUUAUUAAUUACCGGGAUAGCCACAUCAAUACAAAUGAAAGAUCAUCCAAUGGUUUUGAAAUGGAUCAAUGAAAUGGAAUCGAUUGCAUCCCUUCAAUUUAAGAUAGUUAAUAAGUUAGCUAACGAUUCAUCUGUCUAA
Messenger RNA from Rhopalosiphum maidis (corn leaf aphid), 387 nucleotides. RefSeq lists its product as uncharacterized. The coding region runs from base 1 to 387 and encodes 128 amino acids. The transcript has 4 exons. The record is from RefSeq and is a predicted model, not a curated record. NCBI's taxonomy places the organism in Eukaryota, Metazoa, Arthropoda, Insecta, Hemiptera, Aphididae.